AUGAGCAAGAUCACGGCAGCCGAAUCAUUCGAGGCCGAGGUCGUCUGGCUAGGGCUGCCGCGGCGGAACACCAUCGCGGUGAGCAUUGAGAUGGACAGGCCCGUGCUGAGCCGCACGCUCCAUGGCUUCCUGCUGCCGCACCGCGCCGUCCGCAGCUUCCUCAACGUCGGCGCCGCCGCCGCUUGCAAGGUCGCCGCCGAGGACGCCCUCGACUGCCUCACCACAGGGUGUGUUUCAAGGCACAAAGUUGAGUGUUCACUGAAGAAAAUCUGCAAGGACGGAGCGUACUGGGGUACGGCUGCCGGAGUUUAUGUGGCCAUGGAGUCGGCGGUGGAAGAGACGCGUGGCCGCACUGACUGGAAGAACGCGGUGAUCGGAGGCGCCUUAGCUGGUGCGGUCAUGUCUGCUGCCACCGCCGGCAGCAGCGGCCACAGAGACAAGGUGGUCAAGGACGCCAUCGCCGGCGCCGCCAUCGCAGCCGCCGCCGAGUUCAUCGGCCACCGCGUUCGCGUCGAUCUGGGUCCCGUCAGGUUUGCUGGUGGCACCAGAAGCAGAAGCAACCAAACGAAGGAAGGUCGAAAUGGCGCCGAACCAGGGGAGCGCCAAGAGGUGGUGGCUCCCUGGGUCGCGGGCCGAGAAGUGGAGCUGCCUCUGCAAUUCAGGACGGAUCCAGCCCUUUCAUGAUGGGCCACGCAACCGGGCCUGGCCGUUUAAAAAAACGGUUUAGCUCCAAGCCCCGCUCGUUUGUGCGUGUGCAUACGUGUCCCAUCAAAAUGUGAGCCCAAUAAAUUUGGAUGUAAACCUCUCAUCAUUUUAUGAAUAAUAACA
Molecule: messenger RNA, 828 nt
Organism: Panicum hallii
Lineage: Eukaryota; Viridiplantae; Streptophyta; Magnoliopsida; Poales; Poaceae
Product: outer envelope pore protein 16, chloroplastic-like
Exons: 5
Coding region: 1-684 (227 amino acids)
Biological process (GO): protein import into chloroplast stroma
Cellular component (GO): chloroplast outer membrane
Molecular function (GO): amino acid transmembrane transporter activity
Source: RefSeq, a predicted model, not a curated record